GCACAACUUCAAAGAGAAAUACUGUUAUACAACAACCUGUGUCUGAGUCAGUCCAGCCGGAGCCUCUGUGACUCUGAACUGUACAAUACACACUGAGACCUGUGCAGGAGAACACAGUGUCUAUUGUUUCAGACAUGGCUCAGGAGAAUCCUGCUCAGCAAUCAUUUACACCCAUUGAGACAGGAGUGAUCAGUGUGAAAAGAGCUCUAAGGCUGGGUCUCCUACACAGAGCUGUGUCUACAACCUCCCCAAGAGGAACCUCAGCCUCUCUGAUGCUGGGACUUACUACUGUGCUGUGGCCUCAUGUGGAGAGAUACUGUUUGGAGACGGGACCAAGAUGGAUAUUGAAGGUAAUUCCCAUUUAAUCUGUAAAUUAACACAAUAAUAUAUUCAUAAGAAUUAACCAAAAAAAUUACAUACUUUUGUCUCAACAAAAUAGAGCUAUACCACUAUUAGAUUAUUGGUGCAAUAUUUUACUGUUUGAUGAUCUUACUACUAGCGUUAAUUAAUACAAAAUUAAUUUACCAAUACCUUCUCCACAGUUCCAGAGCAUGAUUCUCCAUUUGAUUUGAGUCCUACUGUUCUGUCGUUGGUGGUGUCCAACAUCGUUCUGGGGAUAGUGACCCUUCUGCUGGUCUGGGUACUGUGCAUAACUUGGAACAGAGAAAGCAGAGAUAUUAAUUUAUAUCAUAUCUAACGUUUCAUGUCAAAAAAUAAAAUCGGUCUUAUGUAGCAAAAUAUGAAAUUGUGUUUUUUUACAUUGGAUAAAAGUAGAGAGACCUAGAAAAUGGUAUAUCACACACUACAGUUGAGGAACAAUGGGAAAGUAAUUCUGCUUUGAACGUUGAUAAACUUGUAACCUCACUUUUGAGAAAAUGGCCUUUGAAUGUUUUGGUACUACUACUGGAGAGCCCUUCUUUGUCUACACCCAUUCAGCAUCGUUCACACCCUCUUAAGCUUUAGCCCCACCCAUCUCUUUAAGGGUUGAUCCGAGCGUUCUGUCCUAACAAAAGCAGUCAAGCACCCAAACUAACUGGCUAACGCUGGCUAGCUUGCUAGCUACUUGCAGACACAAAUGAGAGAACAGCUCACUGACCACUUUACUCGCCCUAGCAGAGCUGGUUAGACUGUAUUUAUGUUACCCACAGCGUUGGUGACGGCAACUGUGCUGCUGACAACAAUUUACCAUUUUUUUGCCAACAGUUAUUGACACAGGCCAUUUUCAACGGGUGUUGCGCGUUCGUAAAUUCAUCAGUUAUUCUGCGCUUUAGCACACUCAGAAGAGAGCUAAAAUCGGAGUAGAUAUUCAGAGCGAAUUUACCAGCUUCAUCUAUCAACAGUUUUCACAGUGACAUCAUGAACAUUCUAUUUCAAUGUUUACUUGCAUAGUGGAGUCAUUUUUUAAGACAUGUAGCUAGCUAGCUAGCUAAACAAUUAACCAUAAUCCCAACUCAUGACAUUACUACCCUGCAUGAAUCUGCAGGUAGCUAACCAACCAGGUUCAAUGUUAGCUAGCUAAUGUAGUAUCUGAACAUUUAUAGCUUUGGCUGAGGUUUUCAUAUUGUUAGUUAAAUGAACUCUGCGUUGCUGAAACAUCUGGAAAGUAUUACUAUAGGGGCCCCCUAAAACAGUGGACAUGGGGAUAUGUGGAGGCCAGGGAUUGAUCUAUCCAAAACACCCAUCUUAUGUUACAUAGGAUAUAUACCAGGUUUUGAACAAAGGACGGGGAGAAUAAUCAUAUUUAUGAUUGGGUUAGUUGUUCUCCAGAUUCUGCAGAAAUCUGUAAAUUGAUGCUGAAAUCCUUGAUGUAAUAAAGGUUAUAAUCAAGUACAGGGUCAGGGGAUUCCUUGUCAACACAGCAUAUCAGCAUCGUUGUCUCGACACCACACUAACCAUAGGCUAUAACUGGCAAAGCAAAUGGCUCUGAAAUAUGAAUAAUAUUACUACACAGUUCAUACACAUAACGUUAGCUAGCUAGCUAACAGUACAAUUUAACUUGAAACGAAAACUACUUUCUGACAAAAUUAGAAACGUGUAAUAUAUGAAAAUGUAGCUAGCUACAUUAUCUUACCUGUAUACAUGGAUGGACGCUUCUCCUUCUCUGCCACGUUUGCCAUGGUUGCCCUUAGAUUGAAGAUGUAAUCUGGAGACAGGUGUUUUCUCCGUCUCCUUAGCUAUCACACUCUAAUUCCACUGAUUUCAAAACGCGGUCCCCCAGAAAGUGGAGAGCAACACUAACGUAGUUCUACUACAUGAUAUCUUUAAAAAAAGCCAUGUUAGAAAGGAUUACCUACACAUACUGACCAGAUCAUGUUAUAGACAGAAGCGUGCUACAUGGCAGACCAAUCCAAACUCAUCUCUCGGCAUGUCCAGCCCACUCAUUAUCUCAGCCAAUCAUGGCUAGAGGGAAGGUUGCUGUCUUUUUCUGUGGCUAAACCAACUAGGCUCGUAAUUUAACAAUUGUAUUCGUAUUAACAGAUGGCAUACAAGUUUGUUAUUAAGGCACAUGUAAGUUCACAUGUUCCAGAAGGCAUUUCUGCCAAAAAAAAAUAUGUGUUUUGAUAAAUAAAAAAAGUUUACGUUCAAAUUGCUCUCAUGCGAAGUAGUGAUGCGCGCCAAACGCCUCAUUUCCUGAAACGAGUCAGAAAUGUACAUUCUGCAAACAUCAAUUCAAUAUACAACUUAUAAGCAUAGUUAAUUAACUGCAUGAGGUUAAACAGAAAAAUAGAUUGUCUUCACAUUAAUAGCUGGAAUUCCUCUAUUUCAAUCUCUUUCAAGGGAGGACAGAUGUCCCAAAGUCCCAUGGCAAUCAGGUAAUUUUGUCAAUAUGUUUAAACACAGUAUAUUUUCAGUUUUUACAAGAGUGUUUCUUCACAACUGCUAUUUAACUUUCCUUACAGCUAGUAUUCAGCUUAUGUGUGCUUUUUAUGUUAUUAAGCUUUUUUUGGAAGUAACAAGAUGUAGCCUUCUGAUCUUUGUGAUCGUUGUUCAUUUUUCCAUGAAACUUCUGUCUGUCACUGUUCCACUGACUGUCAGGUCAUUGUAGUGGGUGUACAGUCUGAACAGUCAUGUCUUUUGUAGAGUGUUUUCUUCCACAGGAGAAUAGAAACAUUAUAUAGUAGAUCAUGCUAUCAUAAUUUAUUUUCUCAUGGCUCCACCCCCCUCAGAAUCAAGACAGUGACCUGUUGAAUUAUGCAGCUGUGAGUUUCACCCCCAAGAAGAACUCCUCCUCCUCUACAAGAGCAAGAGAGAAGACCAGCAGAGAGGAUGCAGUGUACUCUGAGGUCAGGCACCUGCAGCAGCAGUGAAAGGUAUCACCACUGUCACAAAGACUCCAAGAAGAACCAUUUAACUAUUUGUAGCCUAAUAAAACUGCUUUUAGUAACUGAAAUUAGUAUCCAAUUUUCAAAGUAACAAUGAAAAUGUAAUUUUAACAUUGUCUAUAUGUUAGAUUGAUAUAAUGAUCCUGUAAUGCCUUAAAUAGCCAUAACUUUUUACAGCUUUUUAUUGUAAGAAAUCAUCUGAUAGAGAAUCCCAUUUUUGCUGUAUGUCUGUGUUUUUAACAUAAUAAACCAUUCAUUUAUACACUCCGUACAUCUCUAUUCUCUGUCUACAGUACAUCUCUGCUACCACAUAUACAAAUAUACAAUGUCAUUAAAGGAAUAGCAGUUUAGCUGAAUAUGUGUCAGGCUCCAUCACACCAUUAGAAAUGGAGGAACACCAACACACAUCUAUUUCUUAUCAAAGAAGAGGUGCCUUUUUUAUUUAACCUUAAUUUAAUUAUGUUUAGUGUUGUUGAGAUAAAAAUCUGGUGCUUGCGCACCAUGAGAAUCUCUCUGUCUACACAUACUGCAUAGAUAUACAUAUCUAUGAUUUAAUAUAAAUGCUCUCUUUGUAAGAAGUGCGGUGUCUGUUCACCCACCUACCAGGAAGGGUGUGAUUUGAUAUAUCUCCCACCAAUCAGAGAAAAUAGGUGACUUUCUGCUUUUCUCUCUAACUGUCAGGCAAGAAGCCUACUGAUCACAUUACUGCAUCAGUCUAUUUGGUUCAGGAUGGACUGCAUGAUGACCCCACUCUUCAUCUGUAUGGUAAUACUGCAUCUUGUAAGUACUGUAUUUACAUAUUUAGACUGCCUAGUCCAUUUCUCCUGUGUUUCAGUAGCUAUUUACUGUAAGAUAACUUACAUUGUCCUCUACCUUGGCUCAUCUUAUUGGCAUGGCUUUACUGUAACUCUUACGCAAAUUAGGAUAUUAAUUAAUUAUUUUUACAUCUACAUCAAUUAGCCAAACAUGAGCCCUUUACCUCUGAAUGAUUUACACCAUGGGCAAAUACAGGAGGUGGACUGGGACCAUUUCUGACAAUCCAGACAACAUUUUCCUUGAGGACCUCAUUGUUGGCCAGAUAAUGAUCAUUUUGCAAUAAAACCCAAGUUAGACAGGCGCACUAGGCAAGAAAUGCACCAGCCCUUCUGGCAUUUGGCCGAAAUACCAGAUGGCCAGGCCUCACCUGGGCAAAUAUUUCCCUCUCCAACUAUAUACAGUGGGGGAAAAAAAGUAUUUAGUCAGCCACCAAUUGUGCAAGUUCUCCCACUUAAAAAGAUGAGAGAGGCCUGUAAUUUUCAUCAUAGGUACACGUCAACUAUGACAGACAAAUUGAGAAAAGAAAAUCCCGAAAAUCACAUUGUAUGAUUUUUAAUGAAUUUAUUUGCAAAUUAUGGUGGAAAAUAAGUAUUUGGUCACAUACAAACAAGCAAGAUUUCUGGCUCUCACAGACCUGUAACUUCUUCUUUAAGAGGCUCCUCUGUCCUCCACUCGUUACCUGUAUUAAUGGCACCUGUUUGAACUUGUUAUCAGUAUAAAAGACACCUGUCCACAACCUCAAACAGUCACACUCCAAACUCCACUAUGGCCAAGACCAAAGAGCUGUCAAAGGACACCAGAAACAAAAUUGUAGACCUGCACCAGGCUGGGAAGACUGAAUCUGCAAUAGGUAAGCAGCUUGGUUUGAAGAAAUCAACUGUGGGAGCAAUUAUUAGGAAAUGGAAGACAUACAAGACCACUGAUAAUCUCCCUUGAUCUGGGGCUCCACGCAAGAUCUCACCCCGUGGGUCAAAAUGAUCACAAGAACGGUGAGCAAAAAUCCCAGAACCACACGGGGGGACCUAGUGAAUGACCUGCAGAGAGCUGGGACCAAAGUAACAAAGCCUACCAUAAGUAACACACUACGACGCCAGGGACUCAAAUCCUGCAGUGCCAGACGUGUCCCACUGCUUAAGCCAGUACAUGUCCAGGCCCGUCUGAAGUUUGCUAGAGUGCAUUUGGAUGAUCCAGAAGAGGAUUGGGAGAAUGUCAUAUGGUCAGAUGAAACCAAAAUUUAACUUUUUGGUAAAAACUCAUCUCGUCGUGUUUGGAGGACAAAUAAUGCUGAGUUGCAUCCAAAGAACACCAUACCUACUGUGAAGCAUGGGGGUGGAAACAUCAUGCUUUGGGGCUGUUUUUCUGCAAAGGGACCAGGACGACUGAUCCGUGUAACGGAAAGAAUGAAUGAAUGGGGCCAUGUAUCGUGAGAUUUUGAGUGAAAACCUCCUUCCAUCAGCAAGGGCAUUGAAGAUGAAACGUGGCUGGGUCUUUCAGCAUGACAAUGAUCUCAAACACACCGCCCGGGCAAUGAAGGAGUGGCUUCUUAAGAAGCAUUUCAAGGUCCUGGAGUGGCCUAGCCAGUCUCCAGAUCUCAACCCCAUAGAACAUUUUUGGAGGGAGUUGAAAGUCUGUGUUGCCCAGCGACAGCCCCAAAACAUCACUGCUCUAGAGGAGAUCUGCAUGGAGGAAUGGGCCAAAAUACCAGCAACAGUGUGUGAAAACCUCGUGAAGACUUACAGAAAACGUUUGACCUGUGUCAUUGCCAACAAAGGGUAUAUAACAAAGUAUUGAGAAACUUUUGUUAUUGACCAAAUACUUAUUUUCCACCAUAAUAUGCAAAUAAGAUCAUUAAAAAUCCUACAAUGUGAUUUUCUGGAAAAAAAAUUCUCAAUUUGUCUGUCAUAGUUGACGUGUACCUAUGAUGAAAAUUACAGGCCUCUCUCAUCUUUUUAAGUGGGAGAACAUGCACAAUUGGUGGCUGACUAAAUACUUUUUUCCCCCACUGUAUGUAGUCUGUCCUGUGUGUUCUAGAUGGUACCAUGCAUCCCAUGGUGCCACAGCCUGUGCGGACAGAAUCGUUGCCCCUAGGGGGAUCUGUGACGCUGGAGUGUUUCUCCAUGGUAGACUCAGUGUUAUUCUGGAUAUGGCUGAAACACACCGGGACAUGGUGCAAUUCCAGGGAGAUUUUGCAAAUACGUCCUGUUUUGAGCUACAAAAGAAUGAUAAGAGUUUUAAUUUGACCCUAUGGAAUGUUGCCCAUAUUGAUGUUGGAUCGUAUCAUUGUGGAAUACUCUGGUAUAAUGAAUACUAUUUUGGAGAUGGUGCAUAUCUCAUGAUUCAAAGUCAGUGAAGAAACAGAACGUUUAGUAGCAAACUAUGUUUCCAAUUUGAAUUUCAGAUUUCAGUAUGUGUAAAUGUUUUGUGGUUCUCUUUAGCCAAUGAAUGAACUCAAGUGAAUGAACCAAGCUAGACAUUGAGGGUAAGACCUUCUAAGAGCUGAUAAAAAACGCUGCACAGAUUUUAUAAAAUUCUGAAAAUGAUAUCUUCUCCUCACACGGGGCACCAAAUGUAGCUACAGUUAUUAUAAAUUAUAUGUUAUGGGUAUUCUGAUCAGCAACCUUAAGAAUUCCCUCUUUUUAAAUGUAUGUAUGUAUUUUUCUCAAGAGAAUCAAGACAGAUUUCUGAAUGACAUGAAGUUUGUUCUGGUUGUUAUUAUUAUCCUGAAAGCAACACAUUUUCUUGUGGAGGAGAGCUCUGCAAAAAUGUCAGUAGUGUGCUUAUGUUUGAAUGUCUUAUACUUUUUACAAAAUAUACGAUAUAUGAAUGCCAUAUAUCAAUGUCAUGAAUUAAUAUAAUUUAUUUAGGGGUAACCAUGGACACUUCACCCACAGUCCAAGUGAGGAAUUUGGCAUUAUAUUUUUUGCCUGACGUCAUACUGCUUCACAUUCUCAAGAAAAUAUAAUGCUUCAUAUAGGUUGCUGGGGUAAUUUAGUAAUUAUGGAUUAAGUAUUAUAGUGGAAAUUCAACACCAGGGACACCUGAAGUCAAACUUAAAUGAAUCUUUCUUUAUUGUCAGUUAACUGGAGAGAUCCUGACCGACAUGCGUCAAUGAACAGGAUAGUUGAUUCAGCCUGUGGAACUUUCCAAUGGGGGUCUGCGACGGAAAACCGGUGGCGCAUUAAGGCGUGAGGGAAAUUCCCGUCUGACCAAAAGACGACGAGGACCCGCCCAGACCAGACUCUUACUGCGAGCUUCCCAGGAGGAGACACAUCAUCCGCAAAAAAAUGUAAUGGAUUUGUGUUAAAAAAAAGAAAAGAAAAUGAAGAAAUGACGUCUAUGUGGUCUGGGACUACUAGAAAGAUACUAUAGUCUCUGGCGAGGCUAGAGUAGUCUUUUACUACUGAGUGAGGGUAGAGAAGCCCCACCGACAGCUGUCUAUAGGUAUUUCUAGGAAUUGUCUUUGUGGUCUGGGACCACUGUGGUCUGGACCACUGUGGUCUGGGCCUUCUGUAGUCUAGGACUACUAGAAAGAUACCAUAAUUUCUGGGAGGCUAGAGUAGUCUUUGACUACAGAGUGAGGGUAGAGAAGCCCCACCAACAGCUGUCUAUAGGCAUUUCUAGGAAUUGUCUAUGUGGUCUGGGACCACUAUGGUCUGGGACUUCUGUAGUCUGGGACUACUGAGUGUGUUUGGGAAUAGUACUAAGUGAAUGUGGAUGUGAGAGCUCCUGACAGACAUGUACUACUUGAUGCAUUAAGUUUGUUGGAACCUCUCCAUCUUGCUGAUAAUAAAGAAUGAUUCAUUUAAAUUUGACUUCAGGUGUCCCUGGUGUUGAAUUUCCACGACAGUAUGUAUCUCUGUCUCUGUCUUUAUUUUAGAAUAUGAACAUGGACACAGAAAUGUACGCUCCACUGAGCUUCUCAAUGAACAGAUCAGACUGUGGAAGAGGGAGAGGGCAGGAUGGAGACGUUUCUGAGACACGUUGUGUAUGCUCCCAUAAUGCAAUGGCCGUGAAAUACUUCCCAUCAGUUACAAUAUCAUACUGUAACUACUAUGUAAUUAUGUCAGUAUUGAAUAAAACAAUUGCAUUUUCAAUAACGAUUCAUUUAUUUAUUGAAAGUCUGAACAGAAAUAUAGAAAAAGUAUUACAUGCGAAUCUGCAUCAUCAACAUGUGGGCAUUUUACGUUGACAUUAUGUCACCUAAGCUGACGAGGACUGAAACAUUUGAACAGGCAGUAAACCACAUUUAUGUUUGUAACAGCUGAAGGAUUGUGAAACUGAAUCAUUGAAUUGAUCUAUUUCCUGAUGAGGUAGAUGAUGAAGAUGAUGGUCAGACAGCAGAGAAGAAUUUCAGUUCUUAUGAUGGAGAGAAGGACCAGGAUCCUCAUAUCUGCUUCAGUCGCCACUUGAAUGUCACCACCUGAGAGAAUUUAACCUUUUAUAUUUCCACAUUUUUUAAAUUGUAUAUAAUAUAGUAUUGGCUAAUACAGUGUAAUAACUAAGGUUCAUGUUUGCAUAUUGUUAAUAAACAACCAUAUUAUAUUUACCAUGAAUGUUCAGCUUGGUCCCUUCCAUAAUCACGUGCAGCAUAGUAAUACAUCCCCAUGUUGGAUGGCCUGGCAUCUGAUUUCUUCAGCAAUCUGGCGUGUUAGCAAUACAGUAAAAUGAGCAAGGUGUCCAGGGAUAUGCUCUAUGAGGUGGUCAAGGAGGUCCAGGCGGGAUCUCUGGCCAAGCCACGCAAGUUCACGGAAUCUGUAGAACUCCAUAUCAGCUUGAAGAACUACGAUCCCCAGAAGGACAAGCGUUUCUCUGGCACCGUCAGGUUCGGCCCCUUUCCCGUAUCACCCAUCCUACUGCCUGUCUGCCCCUCCUAGUGAACUGGCCUGGUUUGGCACUUCGAUCUGGACAUUCAUAACUUACUUGCUCACACCCAGUCCCAUUCAUGCGCACUCAAAGACACUUAUGCAGUCAAGUACCCUCCCGAGUGGCGCAGUGGUCUAAGGCACUGCAUCGCAGUGCUAGCUGUGCCACUAGAGAUCCUGGUUUGAAUCCAGGCUCUGUCGUAGCCGGCCGCGACCCGGAGACCCCUGGGGUGGCGCACAAUUGGCCCAGCGUCGUCCAGGGUAGGGGAGGGAAUGGCCGGCAGGGAUGUAGCUCAGUUGGUAGAGCAUGGCAUUUGCAACACAAGGGUUGUGGGUUCGAUUCCCAUUGGGGUCCAGUAAGAAAAAUUCAAUACAAAAAUAAUGUAUGCACUCACUAACUGUAAGUCGCUCUGGAUAAGAGCGUCUGCUAAAUGACUAAAAUGUAAAUAGUCCGGGUAGCCAUGAUUAGCUGUUCAGGAGUAUUAUGGCUUGGGGGUAGAAGCUGUUGAGAAGCCUUUUGGACCUAGACUUGGCGCUCCGGUACCGCUUGCCGUGCGGUAGCAAAGAGAACAGUCUAUGACUAGGGUGGUUUGAGUCAUUGACAAAUUUUAGGGCCUUCCUCUGACACCGCCUGGUAUAGAGGUCCUGGAUGGCAGGAAGCUUGGCCCCAGUUAUGUACUGGGCCGUACGCACUACCCUCUGUAGUGCCUUGCGGUCAGAGGCCGAGCAGUUGCCAUACCAGGCGGUGAUGCAACCAGUCAGGAUGCUCUCGAUGGUGCAGCUGUAUAACUUUUUGAGGAUCUGAGGACCCAUGCUAAAUCUUUUCAGUCUCCUGAGGGGGAAUAGGUUUUAUCGUGCCCUCUUCACGACUGUCUUGGUGUGUUUGGACCAUGAUAGUUCGUUGGUGAUGUGGACACCAAGGAAUUGAAGCUCUCAACCUGUUCCACUACAGCCCCGUCGAUGAGAAUGGGGGCGUGCUCAGUCCUCUUUUUUUUCCUGUAGUCCACAAUCAUCUCCUUUCUCUUGAUCACUUUGAGGGAGAGGUUGUUAUUCUGGCACCACACGGCCAGGUCUCUGACCUCCUCCCUAUAGGCUGUCUCAUCGUUGUCGGUGAUCAGGCCUACCAUUGUUGUGUCAUCGACGAACUUAAUGAUGGUGUUGGAGUCGUGCCUGGCCAUGCAGUCAUGGGUGAACAGGGAGUACAGGAGGGGACUGAGCACGCACCCCUGAGGGGCCCCCAUGUUGAGGAGGAGCGAAGUGGAGGUGUUGUUUCCUACCUUCACCACCUGGGGGAGGCCCAUCAGGAAGUCCAGGACCCAGUUGCACAGGGCGGGGUUCAGACCCAGGGCCCCGAGCUUAAUGAUGAGCUUGGAGGGUACUAUGGUGUUGAAGGCUGGGCUAUAGUCAAUGAACAGCGUUCUGACGUAGAUAUUCCUCUUGUCCAGAUGGGAUAGGGCAGUGUGCAGUGUGAUGGCGAUUGCAUCGUAUGUGGAUCUAUUGGGGUGGUAAGCAAAUUGAAGUGGGUCUAGGAUGUCAGGUAAGGUAGAGGUGAUAUGAUCCUUAACUAGCCUCUCAAAGCACUUCAUGAUGACAGAAGUGAGUGCUAUGGGGCGAUAGUCAUUUAGUUCAGUUACCUUUGCUCUCUUGGGUACAGGAACAAUUGUGGACAUCUCGAAGCAAGUGGGGACAGCAGACUGGGAUAGGGAGAGAUUGAAUAUGUCCGUAAACACUCCAGCCAGCUGGUCUGCGCAUGCUCUGAGGACGCGGCUAGGGAUGCCGUCUGGGCCGGCAGCCUUGCGAGGGUUAACAUGCUUAAUGUCUUACUCACGUCGGCCACGGAGAACGAGAGCCCACAGUCAUUGGGAGUCGGUGGUACUGUGUUAUCCUCAAAGCAGGCGAAGAAGGUGUUUAGCUUGUCUGGGAGCAAGACGUCGGUGUCUGCGACGUGGCUGGUUUUCCCUUUGUAAUCUGUGAUUGUUUUUAGACCCUGCCACAUACGUCUCGUGUCUGAGCCAUUGAAUUGCGUCUCCACUUUGUCUUUGUACUGACGUUUUGGCCUGUUUUAUUGCCUUGCGGUGGGAAUAACUACACUGUUUGUAUUGGACCAUAUUCCCAGUCACCUUACCAUGGUUAAAUGCGGUGGUUUGCGCUUUCAGUUUUGCGCGAAUGCUACAAUCUAUCCACGGUUUCUGGUUUGGGUAGGAUUUAAUAGUCACUGUGGGAACAACAUCCCAUAUACUUCCCGAUGAACUCAGCCACCGUGUCCGUGUAAGCGUCAAUGUUAUUCUCAGAGUGCCCAGAACAUAUCCCAGUCUGCGUGAUCAAAACAAUCUUAAAGCAUGGAUUCCGAUUGGUCAGACCAGCAUUGAAUAGACCUUAACACGGGUACUUCCUGUUUGAGUUUCUGCCUAUAGGAAGGGAGGAGUAAAAUGGAGUCGUGAUCUGAUUUGCCGAAGGGGGAGGGCCUUGUAGGUAUCUCGAAAAGGCGAGUAGCAGUGAUCUAGUGUUUUCCCUAAACGAGUACUACAGUAAAUGUGUGGAUAGAACUUCGGUAGCGUUUUCUUCAAAUUUGCUUUGUUAAAAUCCCCAGCUACAAUAAACGCGGCCUCAGGAUAUGUGGUUUCCAGUUUGCAUAAAGUCCAGUGCAGUUCCUUGAGGGCCGUCGUGGUAUCGGCUUGAGGAGCUGUAACUAUAACCGAAGAGAAUUCUCUUGGGAGGUAAUACGGUCAGCAUUUGAUUGUGAGGUAUUCUAGGUCAGGUGAACAAAAGGACUUGAGUUUCUGUAUGUUAUCACAAUCACACCAUGAGUAGUUAAUCAUGAAGCAUACACCCCCGCCUUUCUUCUUCCUGGAGAGUUCUUUAUUCAUCUGCGAGAUGAACUGAGAACCCAGCUGGCUGUAUGGAUGGGGACAGUAUUUCCUGAGAGAGCCAUGAUUCCAUGAAACAGAGUAUGUUACAGUCUCUGAUGUCUCUCUGGAAGGAGAUCCUCGCCCUGAGCUCGUCUACUUUAUUGUUCAGAGACUGAACAUUAGUGAGUAAUAUACUCAGAAGUGGUGGAUGGUGUGCCCGCUUCCUGAGUCGGACCAGAAGUCCACUCCGAAUACCUCUUCUCCGCCGGCGGUGACUUGGAGCAGCAUAUGGGAUAAGUUCAAUUGCCCUGGGGGAACGAACAAAGGAACCAAUUCGGGAAAGUCGUAUUCCUGGUCAUAAUGAUAGUGAGUUACCUGCGCUCUGAUAUCCAAAAGUUUUUUCGGCUGUAUGUAAUAACAUACUCAACCACUUUUAGUACGUAAAUAAUAGCUAAAUAAAUCUUGCUAUAUUGUAUUUGUGUAGUUAUAUUAAAUGUAUUGAAAUGUAAGUCAAUCAAUCUCUGCAAUGUAUGUUUGUUAGUUGUACCUCAGGGCUACUUUAGCUCUCUCUAACUCAGUUAGGCCACACAGCUCAGUGGUACAGGGUGUGGUUAGAGAGGAGGAGUUAGAAGUCAAAACACAUCUGUUUAAUGGCUUCAGAGGAGUAGUUGCCUCUUUUAGCCUUAGUAUUUCCUUUCUUGACUUUGCACUGAUCAAAGCGUCCUAUUCCGAGAAACACCUUAUAAGGAGAAUAUGAUUGGGGGCCAGUGAGGGUACGCAUCACUUCCUGUGGUGUGGGUGACUGGAUGGAGCAGCUCAGUGUAAAUUGAGACCUGAUGAGAUUACUGGGUCUCUCAUAGACUAACACUAGGGGAUGAAAUGUCCCUUAUGCUCUCUCUCUCUCUCUCUCUCUCUCUCUCUCUCUCUCUCUCUCUCUCUCUCUCUCUCUCUCUCUCUCUCUCUCUCUCUCUCUCUCUGCAUGUCUCGCCAGGCUUGUUGUUGUUUUGCAUAUUUCAUGCAUAUGACUAAUUACACUAAUAUACUUGCUGUUUGACGAUGUCUAAAACAUAUUGAUUGUUUUAGCGAGAUAGCUUGUAUAUGUAACACGUUAUUUUCUUCUUGUUUUUAUUUGAAGAUGCAACUGAGAGAUCACCAACCCAACCAGUCGAUCAGGUUAACUCUUUGUUGUAUCACUCCACUUUGUUAUGGCUCCACCUCUCUCACACAGAACCAAGACACUGACGUGGUAAACUAUGCAGCUGUGAGUUUCACCACCAAGAAAAGCUCCUCCUCCAGAAGAGCAAGAGCCAAGACCAGCAGAAAGGACGCAGAGCACUCUGAGGUCAGGUUCUUUCAGCAGGAGUGAGACGUGAAGAACCUCACCACAUUGAACAGAAAACACAUCCAUAUACAUCAGAAAUAACUUUGAAGGCCUUGUGAUGACUGGUAAAUCAACCGCUUUUAGUACGUAAAUAAUAGCUAAAUAAAAUAGGAAAUAGCUCUACUUGUAACCUAGAAAAGCAACUUGUAUUAGAAUAUUAGGUGAGUAGGCUUUAAUUAUUUCUCUACUGUCUUAAAUAUUGGAAUAGCAUCUUAAUUGAAUAAAUGUUGCUGAUCAAAAAUCACUGCUUCCUUUAUGAGUUUGUUAUUACACCCUAGUGUAUUUUCAUCAUGUUAUAUGUUACAUUUAGAUAUAUUAAACUGUUAAAAAGAAUGACCCUCUAGUUGAACGGUGAAGUCAAAGUGAAAACAGGAAAGUCCCUAACUAGGAUUGAGUUGUGUUUCACUAUAUUAGAUCACUCCAAUAUAUUGGUAUCACUCCGCGGCGGAGGGAUACAUCCGAGGAUAGGAUUUACAGAUUUACUCCCGUGUACACCUGUGUCACGGCUGUGGUCUGCCCCUAUAUAUAGACACCAUGGCCGCGACACACGUUCUCUUUAAUUUUCUCGCCGGACGUCUGUAUGGUUUGAGGUACAAACUUUCUGUAGUUCGCUUGGUAAGUCACUGUUAAGUGUAAUAUCUUGCAUGGAAGUAUACUCACUGGCCAGCCCCUCCUCUUGAGUGCUCCACUCGCUGCGCGCGGUUGAUCUGUAUCUUCCGCCCGUGGUUUAUCGUACUUGUGUUUCGUUGGCGUUACACUACGACUCCGUGUGCAUCCAUUAGUAUGGUGGCUCUUGCUGCACAAACUGUCUCAGGCCGGGGGAACUUUGUGGCAUCCGAGACUGCACCGCCUCAGUCUGUGGGCUUCGCUGCUGAACGGCACCAAUGGUCCAUGUUAGGACUACAGGAGGGCGUAAUGAACACCAUGCAGAGCACAAGGGCACCGGCUACAACCGCAGCAUACCAGUUACGCUGGCGGUUGUUCUGCUCUUGGUGCACUGGUAUUGAGGUUGUGCCUGAGUCAUGCGGGGUGCAGUAUGUCCUCCAAUACCUGCAGUCUCGCUUGGAUGAGGGCUUGGCAGCCUCUACACUGAGAGGGUAUUUGGCCGCUAUAUCUGCCUGCCAUGUGGGGUGGAUGGACAGGCCAGUGGGGCGCCAUCCCAUGGUCUCCAGGUUUAUAAAGGGGGUUUGUCGCCUGCGUCCAGCUAGGACCCGCUCAAUGGCGAGCUGGGAUCUGGAUGUGGUCUUGGCAGCUUUGGCAAAGCCGCCUUUCAAACCGUUGGAGUCUGCCUCCCUGAAACACCUCUCUAUGAAGGUGUUUUUUUUGGUAGCGAUUACUUCCAUGAAGAGCGUGGGUGAGCUCCAUGCUUUUCCGGUAAGUUCUGAGUGCUAACGGAUGGACCCCGGUGGGAGGAGUAUGUCUUCCUCCCGAAGGUUCUGUCAGACAGGCAUGUGAACCUCCCUUUUAUCCUGUCUGCUUACGACCCCCCGGCAGUGGCCGGGGACUCUGGGCCUCCCUCCGGCAUGCUGUGCCCUGCGCGGGCACUGGCUGCCUAUGGGGAGCGGACACUUUAAGUGAGAACAACAGACCAGCUCUUUGUCUGCUAUGGUGAGAGAGUCCUAGGGGCUGGGCUAACAAAGCAGAGGCUCUCUCACCGGAUCGGGGACACGAUUACGACAGCAUACCGCCUGGCUGGCAGGCCAGUGCUGGGAUCUGUGGUGGCACAUUCAACACAAGGUGUGGCUGCGUCCUGAGCUCUACUGAGAGGAGUGCCCCUCGCUGAUAUCUGUGCUGCAGCCAGCUGGGCUUCCUCUUGCACCUUUGCUAGGUACUAUCGGGUAAAUGUGGCACCUCCCUCUGCGGUUGGUUCAGCGGUCCUGGGCGUCGCCUCCCCUUCUGGGGACAGAGCCAGGACUCCCCUUCCACAUUGACGGCCCCUGCGUCUCGGUUCCGUGCUGGGACUUCGCCCGCUGGCUUGUAAGGUCCCUCUAGCACUGAAUAAAUCUGGUACGGGUAUACCAAUAUAUCGGAGUGAUCCAUAUAGCUCACAUAACCGUGGUUACAUACGUAACCUUCAUUUCCUAACUCACAACAUGGGUGACCUUCUGAUCCAAACAUUAUAUUAUCAGGUUGUAUUUUCUUGUAUCCAGUCUUGCAAAGUGACACUGAUUCAAACUUCAUAGAAAUACUGUUUCUGUUCCACAUAUGACCUACUGAACAGCCAAUAAGGUGUUUAGCAGAACACAUUUAAUAGACCAAUCAGACCCCACCUAGAUCUAACCAAUCAGACCACAGAUGUGUGAUUCAAUGUAUUUUUUACAAGUUGCACACUACAAAUCACUCCUGCUCCAGAAAAGCUAGGGUCGAGGUCAAGAUGGUUGAGCUCUUGGUCUUUCUUCUUCUCUGCAACUCUUGUAAGUGACACAUUUCCUAAGAAAGUCAACUUUCAAGCUGGGUUCAAUAAUAUGUGUUUGGUAUACUGUCUUUUUCUGAAUGGAAAUACUUGAUUUUGUUUCAGGCGUUUUAUGUAUUGAUGAAAGUAGGGAUAUUUCACCUAAAUAUAUAUUCAACAAAGCAAGAGGACGUUGGGAUGUACUACUGUGGAUUGGUGCGCUUAAACUUCAUAGAGUUUGGACCUGGAACCACCUUGAUGCUUAAAGGUAAUGCAAUUACUUGUAAGUUUAAAGUCAUACGCUGAUAAAUUAUAUGCUGAAAUAUAAUAUAUGACAUGAUUUAAAAAAUAAUUUUUAGGGAUUAUGAUAAGUCAAUAACAUUUCAUUUCAAAGGUACAAAGUUAAAUAGUAAUACUGUUGUCCAGAGAGCAUUUGUCUGAGUCAGUCCAGCCAGGAGACUCUGUGACUCUGAACUGUACAAUACACACUGAGACCUGUGUAGGAGAACACAGUGUCUAUUGGUUCAGUCAUGGCUCAGGAGAAUCCCGUCCAGGAAUCAUUUACACCCAUGGAGACAGGAGUGAUCAGUGUGAGAAGAGCCCUGAGGCUGGGUCUCCUACACAGAGCUGUUUCUACAACCUCCCCAAGAGGAACCUCAGCCUCUCUGAUGCUGGGACUUACUACUGUGCUGUGGCCUCAUGUGGAGAGAUACUGUUUGGGAACGGGACCAAGCUGAACAUUCAUGGUAAAUCCCAUUUAAUCUGUAAAUAUCCCCAACCAUACUGUCUAUUUAUGCAAACGGCCUACCUCCAAAUGACCCCAUACAUUUGUCUCAACAAGCUAUACAAUAACACCAUUAGCUUUUGAUUCCAUAUUUUUCUGUUUAAUGAAAUUCCUAAGCGCUCAUGAAUACAAUAUGAAUUCCCUGAUACCCUUUCCACAGUUCCAGAGCAUGAUUCUCCAUUUGAUCAGUCCAACUGUUCUGGCCUUGGUCGUCUCCAACAUCGUCCUCGGGAUAGUGACCCUUCUACUUGUCUGGGUGCUGUGCAAGACUCAGAACAGAGAUAGCAGAGGUAUUACUGUAUAUCUAAUGUAUCCAAUGUAUCUAAUGUUAUAACUGAUGUAUCUAAUGUUUCAUGCAUCUCUAUGCAAUGUACCUUCUGUAAAUAUCAGCUAAAUAACCAACGUAUAAGCAUUGUUAAUGAACUACAUGAGGUUAAAAAGAGAUAGGUUGUCAUAAAAAAUAAUAGCUGGCCUUCCUCUAUUUCAAUCUCUUUGAAGGGAGGACAGAUGUCCCAACAUCCCAGGGUAAUCAGGUACAUUUGUCAACAUUUAUAAAUAUAGUAUAUUUUCAGUUUUUACAACAAACUGCCAUUUAACUUUCUUUCCACCUAAUAUUCAGCAUAUUUGUGCUUUAUGUGUUAUUAAAAUGUAUUGGAAGUAAUAGGUCACUGUACUAGAUGAAGCCUUCUGAUCUUUGUGAUCGUUGUUAAUUUUUCCAUGGAACUUCUGUCUGUCACUGUUCCACUGACUGUCAGGUCAUUGUAGUGGGUGUACAGUCUGAACAGUCCUGUCUUUUGUAGAGUGUUUUCUUCCACAGGAGAAUAGAAACAUUAUAUAGUAGAUCAUGCUAUCAUCAUAAUGUAUUUCCUCAUGGCUCCACCACCCUCAGAAUCAAGACAGUGAUGUGUUGAACUAUGCAGCUGUGAGUUUCACCCCCAAGAAGAAGUCCUCCUCCUCUAGAAGAGCAAGAGAGAAGACCAGCAGAGAGGAUGCAGUGUACUCUGAUGUCAGAUACCUGCAGCAGCAGUGA
Molecule: messenger RNA, 17437 nt
Organism: Coregonus sp. 'balchen'
Lineage: Eukaryota; Metazoa; Chordata; Actinopteri; Salmoniformes; Salmonidae
Source: the annotation of a GenBank genome assembly